This is a messenger RNA of Adineta ricciae, 3039 nucleotides long. The record is from the annotation of a GenBank genome assembly. NCBI's taxonomy places the organism in Eukaryota, Metazoa, Rotifera, Eurotatoria, Adinetida, Adinetidae.
AUGCCGCCGGAGGAAAAUGGAAAGGCUAAAGCCACAGUCGUGGACAUGCCAGAAAAUCCAGUUAAAAAUUUAACUGUCGAAGAUAUGUAUGAUAAGGAAAAAUAUGAUUUAUCGACUAUGGAAGAAGGUGACGUGUUCAAAAUGCUUGAGGCUACGCGUGAUGGUUUAACCGAUGAAGAGGUUCAGGAGCGUUUGGAGAAGUUUGGUCAUAAUCGAAUUGAUCAUAAAGAGAAAAGUCCAAUCAUCAAAUUUCUCUUAUUCAUGUGGAAUCCACUUUCGUGGGUCAUGGAAGCUGCUGCUAUUGUUGCCAUCGCUGUGUCGAAUGGUGGUGGUGAACCACCCGAUUGGGAAGAUUUUCUUGGAAUUAUUUUGCUUCUUCUUGCUAAUUCAAUCAUUGGUUUUAUCGAACAGAGCAAAGCUGGAAAUGCAGUGAAAGCAUUGAUGGAAGCUUUAGCACCAGAGGCGAAAGUGAAACGAAAUGGUGAAUGGAAAGUCAUCGAUGCAGCGGAUUUGGUUCCAGGUGAUAUCAUAAGCGUUAAAUUAGGUGACGUCGUACCAGCUGAUGCUCGAUUAACUGCUGCACAUGGUGGUGUUUCAAUCGAUGAAGCAGCACUAACAGGCGAGUCGCUUCCUGCUGACAAAGUCGUUGGCGAUCAAGUCUUCUCGGGUUCAACAUGUAAACAAGGUGAAGCUGAAGCUAUCGUUAUUGGAACUGGUCUCAAUACGUUUUUCGGUCGAGCAACGAAAUUAGUCACAAGUGCUGGUGAUGAAACUGGUCAUUUACAAACUAUUCUUGCCCAUAUUGGUAAUUUUUGUAUAUGUGGUAUAGUUAUAUUCAUUGUUGCAGAAAUUCUGGUCAUGUACGCUGGCUUCCGAUACGAUUAUCGCCGUGGUAUUAACAAUCUAUUGGUACUUUUGAUCGGUGGCAUUCCAAUUGCUAUGCCAACAGUCUUGUCGGUCACAUUGGCCAUUGGUGCUAAACAAUUAUCUCAACAUAAAGCAAUUGUAACACACGUAACAGCUAUCGAAGAGCUUGCUGCCGUGACAAUUUUAUGUUCAGAUAAAACAGGAACAUUGACAUUAAAUAAACUUGUUAUUGACAAGCCAACAGUCAAAACAUAUUCAGAUGAAACAGGAGAUGACAUUAUCCACUAUGCCGCCAUUGCAUCUCGUAUGGAAAAUCAAGAUGCUAUUGAUACAUGUAUUACAAGUACUUUUGGCGAUAUUAAAAAAGUACGAGCAGGUAUUGAAGAAUUAGAUUUUAAACCAUUUAACCCGACAAACAAACGAACGGAAAUCACUUACAAAUUGACUAGCGAUGGAAGUGUACAUCGAAUCAGUAAAGGCAUGUCGCAUUCGAUAUUGGAUUUAUGUACACGAGACAAAGAUGAUGCACAAAUUAGACAACUGAAUGCUGAUGUUGAUGAAUUCGCACGACGAGGUUUACGAGCUCUAGCUGUUGCCAUUGAAGAUGUACCAAGUGGACAAACCGAUGGUGAAGGAAAUGGAUUUAAAUUAAUCGGUCUUCUACCCAUCUAUGAUCCACCACGUAGUGAUACGAAAGAAACCAUUGAUCGUGCUGUCGAAUUAGGUGUCAAAGUCAAAAUGAUCACUGGUGAUCAACUGGCUAUCGCGAAAGAAACAGGUCGACGACUUGGUAUGGGCGACAAUAUGUUUCUGUCGAAAACACUUACAGAAGGACCACCCGUUGAAUCAGGCUACAAGGAUGUUGAUGACUUGGUCUUACAUGCUGAUGGUUUUGCUGGCGUCUAUCCUGAACACAAACAUAAAAUCAUUGAGAAGCUACAAGAAUUAGGUCACACCGUUGCUAUGACUGGUGAUGGUGUUAACGAUGCGCCGGCUCUUGCUAAAGCCAAUGUCGGUGUCGCUGUAGCUGACGCAUCUGAUGCAGCACGUUCAGCAGCAGAUAUUGUCUUGACUGAACCUGGUCUAUCAGUUAUCAUCGAAGCUAUUAUUGGUUCACGCCAAAUCUUUCAACGUAUGAGAAACUACGCCAUUUACACAUGUUCAAUCACGAUUCGUAUCCUAGUCGGAUUUUCGAUUCUUAUCUUUGCUUUUAAAUUUGAUUUUCCAUCAUUUAUGGUACUUAUUCUUGCUAUACUCAAUGAUGGCACAAUCAUGACAAUAUCCAAAGAUCGUGUUAAACCAUCACCUUACCCAAAUAGCUGGAAUCUUUCAGAAAUCUUUACUUAUGCUAUUAUGUACGGAAUCUACUUAGCUGCAUCGACAGUUAUCUUCUUUGCUGUCAUCGUUAAAACAAACUUCUUCCAAGACCAUUUUGGUGUCGAUCUCUUUGUAGAAAAUUCUCAAUCAGCAAAUCCUCCCGGAUACAAUCAUCCGAAAUUGCAUUCCAUUAUUUAUUUACAAGUAUCGACUAUAAGUCAAGCUUUGAUAUUUAUUACCCGUUCACAGGGUCUCUUCUUUACGGAACGACCAUCUAUUAUUUUAGUUUGUGCUUUUAUAAUUGCACAACUUGUAGCAACAUUCAUUGCCGUUUAUGCUACAUGGGGUUUUACUGAGAUUCAGGGCUGCGGAUGGUCAUGGGCAGGUAUCGUUUGGAUAUGGAAUGUAAUUUGGUUCUUCCCAUUAGAUGGCCUUAAGUUUGCUCUUCGUGCCUAUUUCGAACCUAAACAUAGACAAGUUAUCGAAGAAACUUUUGCCAAAGAGCCGUCAACACAAGCACAAAUCACUCGUCGUAAAAGUACUAUCGCUGGCUCUGCUGGUCGUCAACCAUCACGUCGAUCAACGAUGGGUGCUAGUGAGUCUGGACGUUCACGACGGGAAACACUUGCUCAAGCAGCUGCUAAAUAUUAUGCACCGAAUCUCCAACAUCUGUCCACACAACAUCAUCAUCGAAAUUUCGCUCGAAUGUUGAAAGUCGACGGUGCGGAAGCGCCAAAAGUUGUAGUUGAUCAUGAUGAACUUCGACGUUUUUCACUUGUACAGGCUCAUCAUGCAUCGAAACUACUUCACACCCCGAGUUUAAACGCAAAUCGUCGAACAACAACUGCGGUGUAG